This is a messenger RNA of Tympanuchus pallidicinctus (lesser prairie-chicken), 2681 nucleotides long. RefSeq names its product chromosome unknown C3orf52 homolog (gene CUNH3orf52). Bases 828 to 1622 code for a protein of 264 amino acids. Lineage: Eukaryota; Metazoa; Chordata; Aves; Galliformes; Phasianidae. The transcript is spliced from 5 exons. The record is from RefSeq and is a predicted model, not a curated record.
GAAGGAGAGGGGAAAAUCAGCCCUUGGUUACAGUAAGCAUUUUAUUUCUUGUGGCAAUCUAGUGGAGAACAAAUCUCAAUUCACGCCAUGAUUUGCUUUGUAAAACCCUCAAGGGUGCAAGAUAAUAUUAGAAGGCCAUCCCCCUUCUCUCUUCAGAUUUGUUCUUCUUUUACAUGGAAUUAAAUUCUCAAUUUCCAAGUUUAUGCUCCACAGUAUGUGAGUAGACAUAAACUCUUCUUUGGCACCUGACGCAAUUUUGGACUAUAGAACAUCUAGAGAGGACAACUCCCAGCACAACGCUGAGUAGUGUUCAGUUCCAAUUAGACUACACUGAGAGGCUAAAAUUGGAAGCAUUAAUGGAAGAUGUAAGCUCCUUUUGUAGCCCAGCAGAACCACAAGCAACGUGAUACUUUCCUUGGUUUAUGCUGUCGAGAACCACAUCUGUUUGUCUGUAUUUCACUGUUUCAGCUGAAAGCAGCAGGGAAAGCAGUCCAGUUGCUUUCAAAAUCACUUCAGCAAAUGGCAGCACUGCUGAGGGUUAGUCACCUGCUCGUGCUUGUCAAGGGCUGGUACACUAAGGCAGACAAACUGGAAAACCUAGUCUUGCACAGUGGAGUUAUGGAGACGAGGCAAAUCGAUACUUCUUCUCCCUCCCUUUCCUACUUGGCUUGUGCAGAUGAUGUUAUUUGUCUUUCCAAGGAUUUCCCCUUACUUACUGACGUUUUGAGAUUGCUCUUGUAAAAACUAUCCCGGCUCUCUCACUGUUACAGUCUUCAGCUUCAUACCAGAACUGUUACUGGCAUAAUUACAGCUGAAACCAGAAGGAAAUGAGCUGGCUCUAUGCUUGCUACAGAGACAGAGGUCCUCACACAGAAACAGAAGCUAUGAAAAGGCAAAGCUCUGCCGGGGAGCAUGAGGUUAUUGAAUUGCAAGAAGUUAAUGGGGAGGAAAGUACAGCUGAUCAUAAGAAGCCUCUAAAUUCUUCAGAACCUGCAACGAGCAAGGGGAGAGAUCAGUGGAAAUCAUGCAGGAAGAUAAUUUUCUGGAAGUGUAAACUAUGGAUGGUUUUAACUACAAUUUUUGUUGUUUUGUUCCUGGUCAUUCUCAUCAGUCUAGCUCUAUAUUCUAAUGUUUACACAGAUGAAGAUGAUUAUUGGUAUACAGAUGCACUGCUACAGAACUAUCACAAUUUUUCUGGAAAGUUCAACUUACUGUGUGGUCUUCCACACCUUUUCUCUGAAGACAUUACUAAGAGGAUAACAGAUGUCUACAGCUCAUCUCCAGCUCUAAGACGCUACUUUAGGUCUGCUAAAGUGGAUUAUGUCAGUAAUGAAAGCUCCACUGUAUUUUACCAACUAGAGUUCUUUGUACCGCCGUCAACAGAGGGGUUUAUGGAGAAUGUAAUGAACCCAGACUUUAUAAGGAAUGUUCUACUUCAAAAUAUUUAUGAUGAAGAAGAUACUUCUAAUCCCGGGGCAUCUGAAUGUACCAGGUUAAAGCUUGACCCAGCUUCUCUCACAUCAACAUGUAAGUACUGUACUUUAGAGGGGCUGUUUACAAAGAGCACAAUUAUUUACUUGAAAAGAGGGAGAUCUUUCUGCAAAGAUGUUGAGAUUUAUUAGCUCAUGUUUUGCACAACUUUGUUAAGGUAAUUGUAAAAUACUCUGUUUACAAGAAAGUCUUGUUGUACCUAGCUUAUAAACCAGAAUUCCUUAUUUGGUCCUGUAAUGAGAAAUUGAGUAGUGAUGAAGAUGCUUAGCUACAGAAUCCAACCAAAUUCUUCUGAUCCCCUCUUGCAUUUAACGCACACAGUUAAAAUCUCAUGUAUGUGUGUACCAUAACAGGGGGCAAAAAUAACUCCAGUUGGUUUUCCUCAUUUUUAAUUUGUAUUUAAAUGUUGAUAAAACAAAUUUAAAUCCAAUUGAAAAGGAUUAGCAAUUUGGGAGUGAACUUCUGAUGAAUUAACAGUCAACAAUGAAAAGGGAAAGAAUUUUUGGGAGAAAUUUUCGUAUACACAAAGAUAUCUUUUAAAUGAACCAAAUGUUCCAAUUUCCAGAUUUUCUAGUGAAAAGGCAGUGAUUCCAGUGUAUUUAGGUCUGCCUUUAUUGAAUUUAGGUCUGUCUUUAUUGAAAUAUCAGUAUAAAAGUCAUAUGAGCUUUGAAGUUUCACUGAAAAUAGUUCAGGCAGCUGUUGUGUUGUGUUUUUUCCUGAAUUUAUUGAAACAUACCUAAGUGCCUUCAGAAUAAUCCAUAAGGUGAUUAUGGCACAAAGCCUCCUAAAGUUCAAGAUAUGUUUGGACAAUGCUCUCAGACAUGUAGCCUAAUUUUUAGGUAGUUUUUUGGGGGUAGGGAGAGGAACAGGAGUUGGAUUCAGUAAUCCUUCUAAUUCCCUCCCAGAUUGGAAUAUUUACGAACCUGGACUAACACAUCACAGAACAUAAUAUAUAAGUACAAGUAAGAUUUGUGCUUAAUUCAUGAGAUUACCAAGGAAGUAAAGAAUGAAGGGACAAGAAAGUAACAAGUCAUAAAUUCUAAUUCUAAUAUUAUUUUAUUCCUUAUGUUGGUAAUAUUUAAAGAAAAAAAAACAUACAAAAAAUCCACUGUAAUACUAUAAAAGGGGCAGGAAAGAAUACUCUGAAAUAUCUAACUAAAAUUUAGUGUUAAUAAUGUGUUGUUUUUUAU